CUUCGUCCUUCCCCGUUUCUCGCUUUGCUGUUUUCCCAGAAGCCCUAAACCCUUUUCCUGGCCGCCAUUUCACUCGCAGUUGGAAGCAGUCAGUACACCCAAAACCCAAUACCGUCGUCAUGAGUCCAGUCACUGACGCGAGCGAUCUGAAUGGCGAUGGAUUUCGUUGCGUCAACUGUGGGCGGAGGAUUGAAAAGUUGUUCGUAGAAUACUCUCCGGGCAACAUCCGUUUGAUGAAAUGCGAUAAUUGCAAGGCGGUCGCUGAUCCGUAUAUUGAGUGUGAAUUCAUGAUUAUUUUUAUUGAUCUGAUAUUGCACAAGCCUAAGGCAUUCCGGCAUCUGCUGUACAAUGUGCUGAAUUUGGAGAAGAUUGACAUAAAGGGUAUAUCCUUGAAAUCAGGUCUAAUGAACUUUAUUUUAGAUGCAUACAGAGUGUCACUUUUAAUUCGAAGUAAAGGUAGUCGGGACUCAUCAAGGAGCAGUUUGGAGUUCACCUGGACAUGCUUAAAGGUGUUUCUGAACGUUCUAAUUGGAAAUCUUAUCUUUGUAACUGUUUUGUGGAUUGGUAUUAGGGUUCUACUCAGAUUGAAUUAUCAUAUAUGCAGGUACAGAGAAAUCUUGUUGGCUGUCCUUGUUUCAAGCUACUUUAAGAUGUUCUUCUUAGCCAUGAUGGUCUGGGAUUUUCCUUUUGCUUCUAUCUUCAUUGUGGAUGUCUUUGUUCUAACAUCGAACACGGUAGCUUUAAGAGUAUUAACGCAAUUGAGGACCUCUGCAUGCACUGUAUUGUGCUUAUGUGCCCAUAGUGCCAAAUUUUUAGCUUCACACUGGCUGCUCAAUCUUCUGUAGUUCUUUUUGCGCUGUGAUCAAGCUCAAGUUUACUGCUCUGCAAAUUUAGCUGAGGACAUGAGCUCUAUGGUUAUGACAGCCUUGAUAGAUACGUAACUGGUAAGUUGGUUGCCAUAAAUUUAAUACAAUUAUAACAUUGGAGACAAAGUUCUAUUUCAUCUUCACCUUUCGGACGAAUUUAAAAGCAUUUUUCUGUCACUCAAUUUCUUGGCAUUUGUUGAUUUGGUCAUGAACAAUUUUCUUUCUUAGAAUGAUCUGCAAAGCUUAUAAUGGCCUUAUUUACUAGGUACAAAAACUGUAAUGUUAUAAUUUUGUGAGCCUUGAAACUAACAUGCAAAAAAAAUUGCUUGAUAAGUAUAACUAUGAAAGUAAGGAAUUAAGGAAUUGGAGCUAAGGAGUGAUCAUAAGAAUGUAUCCAGUGUUUCUUCAAUGUUAUUGGGGCCAUACAAAGAAGCAACUCCUGCUAGCUUCAGAGAAUUGAUUAUUCAGUUCUUAGAGAUGCAUAUCAAUAACUCUGUUAAAUAAAUCUACAUUAUAAUAAUUUUAGUUUGUUAUUUUUUCACUUCUCCGUAUUGACCGUUGCCGAGAUUUAAAUAUAAUUCUUAUAUUUUGAACUUCAAUUUUAACAAUAUUGCAAAAUUGUGUUACUUCUUCCCAUAAAGUAUCCCAUCCAUCAAAUUUUAUGAAAUCUUGAAACUCAUGGUCAUAUAAUAAUAAUGUCGAUGCACAUCAUUUAAUUUCUCAUCGAAGAAAAUGAUUAGUUAACCCUCUCACAUGAGGAAACUUUAAUGCUAACUCAAGAGGGAUUGUAGGUUACCUCAAACAUCUUGUUGAAAUAUGGUAACUUUAACACUUAAUGAAUGCAUCAUAAACUCCUCAAUUUUGAAAAAAGCAUUAGAAGCUGCCUAUGCCAAUUGCCAAACAAAUUUCACCCUUUUUGAGAUAUUGGGUGAUUGAAGUCAUGAUAGGGCUAAAUUCACAUAUGAACCUUAAUGGAAGGUGUCUAGUCCAUUAAAAUUGUAAAUAGGUAUUCUUGAAUGUCUAUGUGUUCUCGGUGUCUGUAAAGAUGUUUUCAUAGGAAAUAAAAAAUCCUAAGAUUAUUGAAGUCAGAAUAUUUCUUUUUUGGGUAUCAUACCUAGUUUAAUGAAAAAUAAUAAUGUCAUUAAAAUUAUGCAACUAAAAUUCUCUUAAUAAAGAUGUGCAAGAUGUGAUUUAUCACUCAUAUGAAUAUACUAGGAGUGUUGAUUAGGCCAAAUGGCAUCACGAGCUACUCGAAUAAAUUAUUCUUCAUUUUGAAGUUAUUUUUUCAUUCAUCUCCUUUACUCAUGUAGAUUUUAUAAUACUUGCUUCUUAAAUCAAUUUUAGUAUAUACCGUAUCAGAUAAUAUAGAUAACAUCUAUCAAGUCACGGUAUGAGCAAUUUAAUCUUGAUUAUUAUCUUGUUGAUGGCACGACUAUCCGCAUAUUAAUGCGAAGUACCAUUCCUUUUUUAGGUAAGAAUAGCAAAGGGUGUGAAACAUUUAUUUUGUGCGGACACUCGACGUCGUUCGUAGGAGAAUCAGAGCACGCCACAUCACCCUUUUGUUGUGUACCGUGGCUGUGUACCAGAUGACAUGACGCGCUCUGAUUUGCCUCCGAACGGUCUUAUGUCCGCACAGAAUAAUUUCUCGAAUGUGUGGGGAUAAACUAUCCUGAACAAAUCCUUUAAACAACAAGUAAUUAUAUUGUCAUUGAAGUUCUACAUGCUCAUAUGGGCUCAGUCUUUAGUGAGAAAAUUGGGGAUUGAAGAUUCAGAACUAAAUCUAUGUUAUGUUAAAUGUUUUCCAAUGGGAGAAGAAGCUCAUAUGGGAGUUUUUAGGACAGAAAUCCUAAGCUGCCCGCUUAUGUUGGAAGGGACUUGAUGGGUUGACUUGUGGUGGUCAAGACAACUAAGACAAAGGUGAAUAUUCCUAGUAACUUUCUGCUCAAAUUCACAUAUGUUCAUGACAUAGAUUUGACGCCAUCAAAUAUUUUGCCUGAAUAACAUAAAAAUAAAGCUAAACAUUGUGGCAACGGUUGAUAGAUUUGCCAUUGAUGGAGGGAGCAUUGCAAAAUCUUCGUGAACUCUCAUAAUUGAUUUUCUAUCUCAGGAAAACACAUCAUAAACAAAUCUCAAAUUGUGAGAUUGGAGCUCAUUUUCUCCACUGUGUUCUAAAUUUUAUUUUGAUUUUCAAUUUUGAUGUCUUUCAUAAAAUUUGCUUUGUGAAAUAUAUAAUAGUGGAGAAAAAAGAUUCAUGUAGUCAACUUCACAUAGUAGGAUCAGGGCUUGUUGUUGUUGUUGAUGAUAUAUAUGUAAUAUAAAUUAUUUUUGUUUUA
Messenger RNA from Dendrobium catenatum, 3199 nucleotides. Its product is annotated as protein arv1 homolog. The record is from RefSeq and is a predicted model, not a curated record. The transcript is spliced from 10 exons. NCBI's taxonomy places the organism in Eukaryota, Viridiplantae, Streptophyta, Magnoliopsida, Asparagales, Orchidaceae. Gene Ontology annotation, cellular component: Golgi apparatus; cortical endoplasmic reticulum. Bases 120 to 845 code for a protein of 241 amino acids. Gene Ontology annotation, biological process: sphingolipid metabolic process; regulation of plasma membrane sterol distribution; sterol metabolic process.